Messenger RNA from Oryctolagus cuniculus (rabbit), 4530 nucleotides. RefSeq names its product sarcalumenin (gene SRL). Gene Ontology annotation, molecular function: GTP binding. Lineage: Eukaryota; Metazoa; Chordata; Mammalia; Lagomorpha; Leporidae. The record is from RefSeq and is marked provisional.
GUCACCAUGAGGGCGCUGCUCCUGUUCUGCUUUGUGGCCUCGCUCCUGCUCUCGGGACAAGCAGAACUGCAAGUCCCUGCUUCGGGUGGCACAGAAGAUGUUGGCAAUUUGUUGGAGAAUCAUUUCUCUGCUGGAGACGCAAGUCUAGAGGAGAAAGAAAGGGCUCUGUAUGCAGAUGCGGCCCCGCGAGACGAGAACCUGCUCCUUCACUACCCAGACGGCAGGGAGGCCGAGAGUGCGGAGCGCACCACCGCCGGGGCCCCUCCAGCUGCCCCCGGCCCAGGCUCCGAGCCGGAAGCCAGCCUCCCCAAUGCCUCAGCCACAGAGUCAGCCCCACCCGGGGACGCCACAGGGCCCGGGGAAGAGCAGGGCCCAGCAGCAGCAAGCGCCCUUCCUCCAGGAGGGGACGAGGGGUCCUUGCAAGAGGAGAGGCAAGAGCUCAGUUCGGGAGAGGGACCGGGGGAGGAGGCAGCUGGGCUCGGGCUCCCCUCGGAGGGAGCUGCCAGCGGGGAGACGCAAGGGCAGGCUGGGGGUGGCAAGGUCCCCAAGGAAGCGGAAGGGGUACUAGGGGACAGCCCUGUGCAAGGAGCAGCUGCAGAGACGGCCGAGCCUGAAGCCUUGGGGAUCGCCCCUAGCUCAGAGGACGAACAGAUCCACACCCUGGAGGGAGAAGGCAAAGGCAGCCCUGGGCCUGACCACGGGCCUACGGAGCUAGAUGGAACUCCUGACGGUGCAUCUGCGGGAGAAGAGCCAAAGGCCGACUUGGACACAGAAGCCAGAGAGAGAGCUGAGGACCAGCACCAGGUCCACACCCUGGAGACAGAAGGCAAAGGUGGCCCUGGGCCUCACCAGGGCCCCGCAGAGGUAGAUGGAGGCCCGGACACCGUGUCUGUGGGAGAAAGCCUGGAAGCCAGGGAGGGCGCUGAGGACCAGGGGAAGCCCAGCCCCAGCCAGGAGGCUGGCCCAGCUGCUGCAGAGGCCGGCACUGAACCUGGGGGCACCAAGCACUCUGAGGAAGAGGGGAUGGAGCAGGACCGCCCCCCAGAGGGCCAGGUGCCAGUGAUGCGCCAGGACGAGGGGGGUGAGGCCUCCUCUGAAGAAGAGGGCGAUGAGGAAGGUGGAAGUGAGGAAGAAGAGGGAGACCCAUCCGAAGAAGAUUCCGGGGAAGACAGCGGCGAUGGAGCCAGCUCAGAAGAAGCAGGGGCUGCCUCUGAGGAGGCCUCAGGAACUGCAGGUCUCGGGGAGGAAGAGACCCAGCCCAGCACCGAGGGCUUGGAUUCCGGGCCUGCAGGUAGCCAGGCCCAGGACACUGAGGCAGAGGAGCCUGAAGAGGGACAUCAGGGGCCAGAGAGUCCCAUCACUGCCCCCCAGGAAGAGACGGAAGAUGUGAGUGAAGAAGUCCCAAUGAGGGACCGCUCCCACAUCGAGAAAACCCUGAUGCUGAAUGAGGACAAGCCGACUGAUGACUUCUCUGCGGUACUGCAGCGGCUUCGAAAGAUCUACCACUCAUCCAUCAAACCCUUGGAGCAGUCUUACAAAUACAAUGAGCUGCGGCAGCACGAGAUCACAGAUGGGGAAAUUACUUCCAAGCCUAUGGUGCUAUUCCUGGGACCGUGGAGUGUUGGUAAAUCCACCAUGAUAAACUACCUCCUUGGGUUGGAAAACACUCGAUACCAGCUCUAUACAGGCGCCGAGCCCACCACCUCCGAGUUCACGGUCCUCAUGCACGGACCCAAGCUGAAAACCAUAGAGGGCAUCGUCAUGGCUGCCGACAGCGCCCGCUCCUUCUCACCCCUCGAGAAGUUUGGCCAGAACUUCCUGGAGAAGCUGAUUGGCAUCGAGGUUCCCCACAAGCUUCUGGAGCGUGUCACUUUUGUGGAUACACCAGGCAUCAUUGAGAACCGCAAGCAGCAAGAAAGAGGCUACCCUUUCAACGACGUGUGCCAGUGGUUCAUCGACAGAGCUGACCUCAUCUUUGUCGUCUUCGACCCCACCAAGCUGGACGUGGGCCUGGAGCUGGAGACCCUCUUCCGUCAGCUGAAGGGGCGCGAAUCCCAGAUAAGGAUCAUCCUGAACAAGGCGGACAACCUGGCCACACAGAUGCUGAUGCGGGUUUACGGGGCUCUCUUUUGGAGCUUGGCCCCUCUCAUCAACGUCACGGAGCCCCCGAGGGUUUACGUCAGCUCCUUCUGGCCACAGGAGUAUAAGCCUGACACCCACCGUGAGCUGUUUCUCAGAGAAGAGAUCUCCCUCCUGGAAGACCUGAACCAGGUGAUUGAGAACAGGUUGGAGAACAAGAUUGCUUUCAUCCGCCAGCACGCCAUCCGGGUGCGCAUUCACGCCCUCUUGGUUGACCGCUACCUGCAGACUUACAAGGACAAAAUGACCUUCUUCAGUGAUGGGGAGCUGGUCUUUAAGGACAUUGUGGAAGAUCCUGAUAAAUUCUACAUCUUCAAGACCAUCCUGGCAAAGACCAAUGUCAGCAAAUUUGACCUUCCCAACCGCGAGGCCUAUAAGGACUUCUUUGGCAUCAAUCCCAUUUCCAGUUUCAAACUCCUCUCCCAGCAGUGCUCCUACAUGGGAGGUUGCUUCCUGGAGAAGAUCGAGCGGGCCAUCACCCAGGAGCUGCCCAGCCUCCUGGGGAGCCUCGGGCUCGGGAAGAAUCCAGGUGCUCUCAACUGUGACAAAACAGGGUGUGGCGAAACCCCCAAGAAUCGCUACAAGAAGCACUAGAUUGUGGUGUAGCUGUUCUCAGUUUCUGUGGGUGAAUGAGCUUGUGUCCUGUCUGAGAAGUCCUGGUUUAUUAACCCUCUGAUUCCUGCAAGAAUCGUCGUGCACUGGAGGUGUGGGAGUUCCUUCAGGCCAGUGGUGGGGUGUGGCGGGUCUGGGGGGAGAGUGGAAACUGUGAAUAAUAGUGUGCUUGUCUUGUGGCUUCACUUAGGAGGCCUGACACGCAAGUCAGGCUCCCUCUGCUUGUCCUGGGUCCUCCCUUGGUCUCUUGGAGGGACAGAGAGCAGCUAAGUUCUCGUGUACACUUCUGAAUCACCGAGGAGCAAAUAAGCUACAUGCUUUUCCCUGGAUGCUGGGCAGGUAGUGAGGACCCGAGCGAUAGCCAGCGCUCAGGUCCGCAUCGCUUCCUUCCACACACACAGCCCCUGGCCCCUCCUGAGCUUGCACUGCUUUCAACAGGGGUGCGUCUUGGGGGUCUGAAUCGGGCUCGGUUUUGAGCCUGUCCCCUGGGUCCUGUUUCUGGUUCCCCAAGGGGUGGGGUGGUGGUGGCACCAAAGUGCCAGGUGAGAACAAAGGUCCCGGGUUAGGACAAGGAUCUGCCUUCCCCAAGGUCCUUUCUCUGACUUCAUUGUCUAAGCUGGCUGGGCAGCCCGUUCUGUAUGGGCCCCAGCCGGCAGGCGAGUGAGUGGUCAGCGGAUUUGGGGAACUUUCCCCUCGGAGGUGACUGGAGUGAGGAAGUAGAAGGGCUCAGAGGGUUAAUUGGUUUGCAGUGUGUCUUUGUCUAAUGCAUGUCCUGGAAAACUCAGAUCCCAAGGCGUUGGGUUUCAGAGCAGACAACAGAGAUCCUGCUCCUCGGCACGGGGGGCGUCUCUGGGCAGCCAGCACGUCCCGAAUUGAAGAGGAGACUGUUUCCACAACUCCUCUGUGGGAACGCCUGGCAGAGGGGUAGUUCCUUCCCGGUUUCCGUUACCACGGCUCUUCCUUUCCUUUCUUCUCCAUUCCCUGAUGCACCAAAACUUAACACGUGGAGGAAUCUCCCAGGAGAGUCAGAACCAGCACCAGCCCCGUGGUUCUGGGCACAGCCAGGCUUCUUGUCUGCACUCCGUGCAGACGUCCGUGAACGAACCACAGCAAGCCAGGCCCUUCAGAUACCGCCGGGUGUGCCUGUGAGUACAUGGUCUGAGAGAGGCUAGGGAGGCGACAUCCACUCGAGGGCAGAGAGGAGGAACCCGCAUGAGUCCUCCAUGGCCAGCCUGCGCUGCCACCUCAGACUGGGCAGAGGGGACAGGUAGGGGAGCAGCAGCCUCUUGGUGAAAGGUGCGUGGGGAGUGGUCUGUGCAGUCUAGGAGAUGGCCCAAGCUUGGCUGCCUGGAGGGGUUCUCUUGGGAGCAAGCAGGAGCAGGAUCCACCGGCACCAGGAGGUCAUUCUGGACCAGAGGGAAAGUGAAAGGGAGGGCACAGCGAUAGGCGCUCCAGGGAUUGGGCAGUGGAAGCGAGGCAGGCAGAUGAGGGCCGCCCAGAGCCACAGCUUAGGAAUUCCUUUUCUCAGAAGGGUAACGGUCUGGUGCAUGCUGCGAGGGAGGCCGCUGCUUUUGGCUUCGUGGAGCGCCUGGAACCUCCCCCAGGAAAACCAGCGGCUCCAAGUCUCCAGGACUUGUUUCCUAGGAGCAAGUCAACCCGGAAAAAAAAAAAAAAAAAAAAAAAAGCAAGUUCUAAAAGGAGCAUCCAAGGAGCCUAAUGACCUGGGAAUGAGCUGGAAUCUGUCUUGGACUUUUCUUCUCAUUAAAAAACAAAAAAGCC